UUCGGGUAAGUUCGAUGGCCAUAUGGAGCUCCGACUUCUCCCUGGCUUCCAUCCCUUCUCGCAAAUCCCUCCCCAGAACUUCUCUUUCCAUCUCAACUUCUCAUGGUUCAUCCAUCACCUUCUCCUCCAAAAGACAUAGAAUCCUCAAUGUCAACUUCUCCAAUUCUCCUUCCCAUCUUCUUGAAGAGGCGGCGAAUGGUGUCCCAGUUAUCCAAGUCCCCUCCAAUUCUCCAGCCCGACAACCGUCUCCCAUCUCAGACCUUGACCUCACUAACGAAUUCAUCUGCGGUUUGUGCAGGGUUCCUCAAACAGAAGCUCUCGCCUUCGAAUACUAUCAAAAAGCCAGAGAACAACCAAAGUUUCAUCCAGACCGCAGGACUUUCAAUCUUUUGAUCAGGAUUCUGCUCAAACAUAAGCAAUGGGGCUCCAUCUCAGCUCUAGUAGAAGAUUUUGGUGUCUUCAAUUUGUUUCCUGAUCGAUCCAUGUGUACUAGAUUGGUCAGUGGUUGCGUUAAAGCGAGAAGGUUCAAGCUUGCCGAGUCUUUGCUUCGAAUUCUCGCAACCAGGAAGGGGACGACUGCCAUCUCAACUUUUUGCUCCGCAAUGCAUGGUUACAACAAGCUUCAUAUGCACAAUUGUACGGUUGCAGUGUACGAUCAGGUGAGGAUGGCUGGUCUUCCUCUAAACUCUGGCUGCUAUCGCUGGAUCAUGGAUGCAUACCGGAAGAUGGGGGACACUGAGACUGUGCUUGCCCUGUUUCUCGAGUUUGAAUCGAAAAGUUGGAACUCGUUGGCUAUUUCUGUUGAGAUUUAUUCGAUCUUGUUGGAUUCGUUGGGUAGAGCAGGGAGAGCUUUUGAAGCUUUUAAAUACUUCAAAGAGAUGGAAAAGAAGGAAAUACAGCCCAAUCCUUCCAUCUAUUCUUCACUUAUUUGUUCCUUUGCAGGGACUAGAGAGGUGGAGAUGGCAGAAGACCUCCUUCAAAAAGCCCGAGAGAAGGGAAUGGUGAGAGACUCAUCUGUCUUUAUGAAGCUUGUGAUGAUGUAUGUGGAAGUGGAGCUGGUAGAGAAGACAAUUAGGAUUGUGGAGGCGAUGAUGGAGAUGGGACUCAAGGUACCAGAUUGCAUUUUAUGUGCAGUUGUUAAUGGCUUUGCUAAGAAAAGAGGACUUAAGGCUUCGGUCUGGGCAUACGACCAAUGCAUCUUUAAUGGAUGUGAGCCAGGGCAAGUGACCUAUGCUUCCAUCAUUAAUGUCUAUGGCCGUUUGGGGCUCUUCCAGAAGGCAGAGAUGGUGUUUCUGGAGAUGAUGGAGAAGGGGUUCGACAAAUGUGUGGUUGCCUACUCGAAUAUGAUAUCGAUGUAUGGGAAGGUUGGGAGGGUGAGGGAUGCUAUGAGGCUUUUGGCCAAGAUGAAAGAGAAGGGAUGUGAGCCUAAUGUUUAUGUUUAUAAUUCUCUCAUAGACAUGCAUGGAAGACGCUUGAACCUAAGGCAGGUGGAAAAAGUUUGGAAGGAAAUGAAACGAAGGAGAGUAGAACCAGAUAAGAUUAGCUAUACAAGCAUUAUUAGUGCAUAUAACAAGGCUAGAAAAUUGGAUGAGUGCAUUAGGUUUUAUGAAGAGUUUAAGAUGAAUCGAGGAAAGGUUGAUAGGGUUUUGGCUGGGAUAAUGGUCGGUGUUUUUUCGAAGGGUAGUAGGUUUGAUGAGUUAGUCAAGCUGCUGCAGGACAUGAAAUCUGAGGGGACGGGGUUGGACGAGAGACUCUACGAGUCAGCCUUGAAUGCUUUAAGAGAUGCAGGGUUGCAAGUUCAUAUGAAGUGGUUUGAGAAGAGUUUUGGUUUGAAAAAGAUAGACUUGAUGGAGGAGUGAGAUGAAGAGGAUCGAUCUGCAUAAUUCUUUGCAUGUCAUGCCUAAUCUGCAAAAGGCCGUGGAGGUUUAGGCUGCCAUUGGCUUUUGAGGACAACAGCUUCCUCCUCUGGAUCAUUUCAGACUGUAGAGCUAGAAGUCAGCUAAUAUGAAAUCACAAGUUGAAUACAAGAAGUCUAUGCUUCCCAUAUGAACAAAAUUAAAACGGUUUGGGGAGGUGGCGAUCAAACACAAUGAUCAGUUUUUUAGUAUGACGAGCAAUUUGGAAUUAGAUUGGGUUAUUCAUCAAUUUCUACUAGCGUUCAAGCUGGUGCUAUGCGGUAUAAUUUCUUUGGCAUGAUCUAGUGCAUCGAGUUGUUUAGUUUUGUCAUUGGUGAAACUACCUAAGCUACCUUCAAUCUCUCAUUAAUUGGAUCCAUCUUACAUAUUGUAAUUGUGUUAAUGACAUGACAGAGUAAGCCAUUCUUUGUAAUUUGUUCUUCAGAAUGUAUAUUUAUUUGUCUAUUCUUUGUACUUUAUCCCUCCAUUUUGAUCAUGUAUAUGUUAGGUUUACAUAUUAAUAUAGUUUCAGAAUUUAAGGA
Messenger RNA from Phoenix dactylifera (date palm), 2437 nucleotides. RefSeq names its product Pentatricopeptide repeat (PPR-like) superfamily protein. The record is from RefSeq and is a predicted model, not a curated record. NCBI's taxonomy places the organism in Eukaryota, Viridiplantae, Streptophyta, Magnoliopsida, Arecales, Arecaceae. Gene Ontology annotation, molecular function: protein binding.